GGCGACUAUCGCAUUGUGAAACCUUCGCGGAAAGUCUCACCUCUGGAAAGAACACGGGAUGCCAAUAGCCCCCGAGCGCUAGAUCAUCAUGCCCGACGGUGACUAAUCUCUCGAAGCUUCAUGGCGGCCGUCUGGCUCGCUCUUGGCCGUCGAUAUCCGUCGAUCGAGUCUCACCCGAACCCCAGGACUCACACACACAUGGCACCGUAUCACUUGUUGGUAUCAUUUGCUCACUUGCUUCAUAAUCUGUGAUGAUCAUCACGAUCUACAGCUCCUCGCCGACUCACGAUCCGCCCAAAUACAUACGGCUACGUAUUGCUGGGGAUCAUUCAGCGAUGGCAGCGGAACCGAGCUCGAGCUCGUUAUACAAGGAAGCGCACAACGACACAUUCGUGGUCAGGCAGUUAGCUUGCGUCUCUUGUAGAGCUGCCAAGGUCAAGUGCAAGCCUUUGCAGGAUGAUCCGCAGCGAAACAGCGGCGAUCCCUGCAUGCGAUGCGUGAAACAUGGCCUGCGAUGCCGAUACCCAGCCCGUAAGAAGAGAGGAGAAAGAGCCGAUGUCAGUGCUGAACGGCAAGCCUUGAGUGACAGGCAAGAAUCGUCGUCGAACUCGAAUGUUCCCCUACCAUCGGCCAGUCCAGGACCAAGUCACUUUCCCGGCCAGUCGGGGUUUGGACCUCUCACCUCGAACCAUCCAUUGUUAGGGCAGUACAGCUUUCCUAACCCCAACAAUGAGGCAUCCUCGUCCCUUCAGACUCCCCCCCUACAUGAUCUCUUCUCCAUGUUCGAUCCACGCAAUCUCAACUCCAAUACCGUCAACAACAAUGCUCAUCCGCGAGCAUUGACCGCGGCCCAUCAACCGUCUUUCCUGCCCGUUCGACCUUCCUCUUCACCAGGCUCAGACUCGCUCGGACAGAUGGGCAACUUGGCUUCCGGGAGCUCCCAUACACCAUCUGUUAGACCCCGAUCGCGACCUCGAGCGACGAUGAGCUUUCAGCAAGAGGUGCAAGAGAUCAAGGACGAUCUGGGGAUCCCGCCGACAAGAGACGUGUCGAGAAACGCGUCACCCGAGCGGGAAGACGGGAUACGGUACACACUAUCGCCGCCAUCUCCAGGCCUUGGGACCAGUCGGGACGAAGCUUUGCAAAUGUUUUGGCAGGAUGGGCAGGUGUCACAGGCGAUGCCACUACCUAUCAUCCCCGGACCGGAUUUGCCAGGCUUAUUGACGGCAGAGGAAGUAGCCUAUCUGUUUGAAAGAUUCUUUGAAUAUCACAACGGUUGCAUCGGACUUCUAGAUCCGGCCCUUCACACGCCGGCCUUUUGUUCUUCUACAUCUCCUCUCCUCUUUCAUGCCAUCCUCGCCGUAACCGCCGGUACAUUCCGAUUGGAUAAAUACGUAGAAUUAUGGGAACGGACCAAAUCCAUGAUAAGUCUGGCCUUUGGGGCGGCAGAAGAGUCGGUAGAGUUAUGCCAGGCGAUCAGCCUGGUCAACAAUUGGAACGAUGUCGAAGAUAAGAGCGGGUCUCUGAGGUAUGGCUUUGCAGUCAGAAUCGCAUACCAGCUCGGGCUGAACAGACCUCCCGUGCGACCCCUUCCAUCCGACGAGAUGGAGGCGAGGCUAGAACUCAAUAGGGAAAGAACAUGGAUGCAUCUAAGCCUCUUCGAGUGCUUAGUGAAUGGCAUGUACGGAGGAAUGCCUUCUAUGAUCCAACCGGAAUCAGCUGCCAAGAUUGAGGCUUGGCAUAUGGACCACCCGCAGUACCAAUGUCCAUCCGAUGUUGUUCUCAUUGCCAGUGCCGGCUUAGUACCGGUCUUAGGCGAUGUCCUUUCGCUACAAGGGGAAGCGAAACCCGACUGGUUGCAGCGCAAGGAGAGGUUAGAGAAGGCGCGACCGUUGCGGUACGAGUGGUCGAUGAUCUGGCUCGGGCGAAAGCCCCUCGGUACUUCGCUGCUCCAUGCGACUCGCUCCUUCAUGAGCUGGGCGGAAAAGGCUAUCGCCCGUGAUAUUACCAAUGUCGCUCGACUCACCGCCAACGACGAGGAAGGAGUGGAAACAUUGUGGAACGAUAUCUUUGCGGCGAUAGACUCCAUCCGACAGAUUGCGAUUGACACGUCACCGCAAGGGUUACUCUUCUGGGGCAUGAAUUCUGUGCCUCUCCAUGUAUCCAAAUGUGGAUUGCUCUUGACAAAGCACAUCGCUUCUUUGACUCCAGCAACUGCCAAAGGUGUCAUGGCCAUUUUCGAGGAUAUUUAUCAGGCUUCGUCGAUCGGCGCAACGGCGGGAAGUCGACGACUGUAUCUCAAGAAACUAUUUGGAAGCUUGCUCAGGAUUUGUACAAGGCGAUUGGCAGCAGCCAGGGCGGUUUGCGAGGGCGGUGAGGGCGACAAUGGCGUCAUGGUGGACCCAGUGAUCAUAGCUGCAUACAAUCAGCUCCUCCCUUGGUCAGACGACGGGACGUCUAUGGAAUUGCAGUCUGCUCAGGGAUCAGAGGACCAAAGGCAACUGGAGGCGUUCAUCGAUGACUAUGUGAUGCAGUGAGUGAGACAAGCUUUACUCGAGUCGCAUUCGAGCUGAUUAUCAUCUAGCAGAUUCUCUAACGAGCACAAGGGCUCAUUCUACUCGGGGACCAGCGUCAGUCGAGCUGAUACGCUACAGGGUGGAUCGUUCUCGCAUCAGCAUCAGUAUCAGCAUCAAUGAAAGAUGAAAACGCUCGACAUUAUACACUGGACGUGCAGCUGGUCGAAGGCGCGUUACAAUUUGGGAUAUCUUCUGGGGAAGGUCCUAUCAUCAUCUGUAUGUCUAUCGGUGACAAGACUGUCAGAAGCGAGGUAGUGCUAGCCAAGCUUGAAAGCUACUAUAUAUCGCAUGCAAUUACGUGGAAUAUCGAUCGUAGCCGAA
This is a messenger RNA of Filobasidium floriforme, 2897 nucleotides long. RefSeq lists its product as uncharacterized. Gene Ontology annotation, cellular component: nucleus. Lineage: Eukaryota; Fungi; Basidiomycota; Tremellomycetes; Filobasidiales; Filobasidiaceae. Bases 252 to 2537 code for a protein of 761 amino acids. Gene Ontology annotation, biological process: regulation of DNA-templated transcription. Gene Ontology annotation, molecular function: zinc ion binding; transcription cis-regulatory region binding; DNA-binding transcription factor activity, RNA polymerase II-specific. The record is from RefSeq and is a predicted model, not a curated record. The transcript is spliced from 9 exons.